This is a messenger RNA of Lemur catta (Ring-tailed lemur), 858 nucleotides long. RefSeq names its product coiled-coil domain containing 196 (gene CCDC196). The transcript is spliced from 10 exons. The record is from RefSeq and is a predicted model, not a curated record. NCBI's taxonomy places the organism in Eukaryota, Metazoa, Chordata, Mammalia, Primates, Lemuridae. Bases 1 to 858 code for a protein of 285 amino acids.
AUGACGAGUGGUGCAAACCCUUCAGGAUCUCACUUGCCCUCAAAAAUAAGAAGCUCUAAAAUAGAUGACAACUACUUGAAGGAAUUGAAUGAGGACUUAAAGUUAAGGAGGCAGGAACUUCUAGAAAUGCUAAAACCUCUAGAAGAUAAGAACAACAUCUUAUUCCAGAAGUUAAUGUCUAACUUGGAGGAAAAACAAAGAAGCCUACAGAUCAUGAGGCAGAUCAUGGCGGGGAAGGGGUGUGAUGAAUCCUCAGUCAUGAAGCUCAUUAAGGAAGCAGAGGAGAUGAAACAGAACCUGGAAAGGAAAAAUAGGAUGCUUCGGAAGGAAAUGGAGAUGCUAUGGAACAAGACGUUCGAGUCAGAAGAAUUCAGUGAUCAACCAAAAACACCACAGAUAAAAAAUAAGGCAGAAUUGCAGGACAGAAAGGCUCCCAAAUCCCCCUCAUCACCUAGGAAGACCAAGAGUGAAGUGGAGACAUCACUUGCAGAGAAAGUGAAGGAGAUGAGGAAGGAAAAGCAACCGAGGAAAAUGGAAUGGGUCAAGUAUCAGGAACAAACCAAUAUCCUUCAGAACGACUUUAAUGGCAAAGUGAUUGAGCUGAGAAUUGAAGCUUUCAAGAACUACCAGAAGGCUAAUGACCUGAAAUUAUCACUGUACUUACAGCAGAAUUUUGAGCCAAAGCAAGCAUUUUUAAAUCUUUCUGAGUCUCAAGGUACCAUGGGCACCAUAACUAAGGGCAGAACAACUACCAGCAAGAAUGAACCCCAUGUGAGAAUUCUGGGUUCAAAGAUCUACACAGAACAACAAAGAACUAAAGGAAGUUUGAUGAUGCAGGAGGGAGGCGCUUUUUUCUGA